CGGGACACGUCAACAAAGUCGCUUCUCAGACGGGUCUCAGCCAGCGUCAGCAGCGGUACUGCAGAGAACGGACAUUUCUUCACACACCAUGGAGACAUUAUACAGUAUACCGUUUGUUGUGCUGGAAUGUCCAAAUAUAAAGCUGAAGAAACCGUCAUGGCUGCACAUGCCGUCGGCUAUGACCGUGUAUGCGGUCGUUAUUGUGUCCUACUUUCUCAUCACAGGAGGCAUCAUCUAUGAUGUUAUUGUCGAGCCCCCAAGUGUGGGUUCAAUGACUGACGAGCAUGGACACCAGCGGCCAGUGGCCUUUUUGGCAUACAGAGUAAAUGGGCAGUACAUUAUGGAGGGACUGGCUUCCAGUUUCCUCUUCACGAUGGGAGGCCUGGGCUUUAUAAUCCUGGACCGCUCCAACGCCCCAAACAUCCCCAAACUCAACCGCUUCUUGUUGCUCUUCAUCGGCUUUGUCAGCGUCCUCCUCAGCUUCUUCAUGGCCAGAGUGUUCAUGCGCAUGAAGCUGCCAGGGUACCUCAUGGGCUAAAGACAAAAAGAGCACACUGAAAAUGAUUCAGAAGGACAGAGGACGUCAAAUGUGUGGGAACCCCAGCAGGCAGUUCAACUAAAAUUAUCCAUAAAUUGAUCUUUUGAUAUAAUCACCAUCAUUCAUGACUGAAAGCACUGACCUUUGCUAGAGAAAUUAGACGCAGCUGCACUGACAGUCUCUCACUGGCAUUGUCUCAUUGGUGUUCAGUGACUUCCCUUUUCCUCUCCUUCUCUCUAAAUGUCCCAACAAAGUGAUGAUGAACAAGUAGAUCACUGUUGAAGACGCGUCAUCUCCUAUUUUGUCAGUAACCAAUAGCCUGGUCCAUCUUCAGCACACUUGAGUAAUUUAAUCACACUAAAAUAAGUUAGAUGUAACGCACAGCAGGGGAAAUAUCUCUGGAGGAGGACAAGAAAACAGGAAGUUGCUGAAUGAAGCCACUCAUUUGGUCACAGCAGGGGGUCCGAAUAAUGUUUAAGUUGUUUGUUUUUGUAAAGAAAUCAUUUAAAAUCGCCUUGAACUCGUCACAGUUGCAUUUUUGUACAAGGGUGGGAAAUAAAUCUUCUUUUCAGAGCUC
Messenger RNA from Acanthopagrus latus (yellowfin seabream), 1115 nucleotides. It is a transcript of the gene ostc, whose product is annotated as oligosaccharyltransferase complex subunit. The record is from RefSeq and is a predicted model, not a curated record. The transcript has 4 exons. Lineage: Eukaryota; Metazoa; Chordata; Actinopteri; Spariformes; Sparidae. The coding region runs from base 89 to 538 and encodes 149 amino acids. Gene Ontology annotation, cellular component: oligosaccharyltransferase complex.